AUGGCCUUCAUUUGGAUGAGUAGAAAAGGAGUUAUAGCCAAAAGAGUGAAGGCUGCUCCAGACGGCUCUAUCGAGAAUCAGCGCCCGAACGCGCAGUCCGGCUGGCCGAGGAACGAAUGUUCCGCGCUCGGCCAAACUGUGUCCGUCCGACUGAAGUCUCGGCCAAAGUCCAAAACCACUCGGCCGAUCACGCAUCACGACCCGGGUUUAGGGUUUAGGGAUAGGAAAGGGGAAGACCUGAUCCCGCGAUCAGCCGCAUCACCAACUAAAACCGUGGAGCCGGCGUUAAGGAGAAGCAAGCGGAAGAGGAAAACCGGCGCAUCACCACCUCCAACGUCUUCAACUUAG
Molecule: messenger RNA, 348 nt
Organism: Microthlaspi erraticum
Lineage: Eukaryota; Viridiplantae; Streptophyta; Magnoliopsida; Brassicales; Brassicaceae
Source: the annotation of a GenBank genome assembly